UCUGGAGCCGAAGUGUAUGCAAAGAAACUGAUAAAUAGGGAAAAGGCCCAGUUUGCUCCAGCUGGAAAUCAGAAAGUUGAAGUAACUGCUGCAUCCUCACAGACCCACUCUAGGAAGAGAGGGCAUUCUCUCCAGAACUACUAUUUUCUUCUUAAAAGCCCAUCAUACACCAAAGUGAAUGAAACAGUUGGAGCUGGAGCAGAGUAUGGCAAAUACCUUUGUAACUGUAUCUGAUGGGUACUGUCUUGCUGAACCCAUUCAAUAUUAUGAUGUUUUGCCAGAGCACAUCAAUUAUCAGCUACAAGACUCAGACUUUCAGGCUACUCCUUACUGCCAGUAUUCAACUGUUCAGUUUCCUCCAGUGUUACAGUCACAACCUUCCCAGUCACAAUACAACACAUACAGCCUGGAUUCUCAGUACAGUGAUGGGCAGUACAUAAUCAGUAAUUGUGAAUUAAACCAGCCUUCCUGCAUGGUUGCCCAUAAUAAUGAUGAUGAUGGAUAUCAUAGACUAAAAAGGCCAAGACUAAGUCAUUCCUCCUUGCGAAUGAAGGGUCAGGAAGAGCUCUGUGUUGUAUGUGGGGACAAAGCCUCGGGAUACCACUACAACGCGCUCACUUGUGAAGGCUGUAAAGGAUUCUUUCGACGUAGUAUUACCAAAAAUGCAAUAUACAGAUGCAAGAAUGGUGGCCACUGUGAAAUGGACAUGUACAUGCGGAGGAAGUGUCAGGAGUGUCGCCUGAAGAAGUGUAAGGCUGUGGGAAUGUUGGCAGAAUGUUUGCUGACUGAAGUCCAGUGUAAAUCAAAACGACUCCGAAAGAAUUUCAAGCAGAAGAGCAGUUUCCUUUGUAGCAUCAAGGUGGAAGAUGAGGGAGUAAACAGCAAGCAUGUUUCAUCCACAACUAGAUCUGGAAAAAUCCAAGGGAGGAUGGAACUUACUCCAGUGGAACAUCAACUUAUUGAUCACAUUGUUGCUGCCCAUCAAAAAUAUACAAUUCCCCUAGAGGAAGCAAAGAAGUUUCUGCAGGAAACUGCAAACCCUGAAGAGAGUUUUCUGAGGCUCUCAGAGACAGCAGUUGUUCAUGUGCAAGUACUAGUGGAUUUCACAAAGAGACUCCCAGGAUUUGAAAGUUUAGCGAGUGAUGACCAGAUUGCAUUGUUAAAAGGUUCAACAGUGGAAGCAAUGUUUUUGCGUUCAGCCCAGAUAUAUAAUCAAAGAGUUAAUGAAUGCCAAUCAUCAGUGAGUGAAAGUCAUGUAAGAUUUUCUGAUCAUGCUGUGUAUUGUCAUGUUCAAGACCUUGAUAAAAGUACUAUUUAUUCCAUGGAAAUAUCUCACAGUGAAGAGAGUCCAACUUCCACAACUACCACAGGUAUCACCGAGGAGUUUAUCACUGCGCUAUUUUACUUCUACAGAAGCAUGGGAGAACUUAACGUGACUGAGACGGAAUAUGCCCUACUUGUAGCAACUACUAUAUUUUUUUCAGAUCGCCCACUCCUAAAAAACAAACAACAUGUGGAAAAACUCCAAGAACCCCUUUUAGGUAUUUUGUACAAAUAUUCAAAAAUUUAUCAUCCAGAAGAUCCACAGCAUUUUGCACGCCUCAUAGGGAGGCUUACCGAACUCAGGACCCUCAAUCAUAACCAUUCAGAAGUGCUAGUAAUGUGGAGGACAAAAGACCCCAAACUGACCUCUUUACUCUGUGAAAUUUGGGAUUUGCACUGAACACCUUACCUAUAUUACUGUUAUUACACACAUGGCUGAUUUUCUUUAAAGUUGCAGAAAUGCACACUGUUCAGAAACAUAUUACUUUUAUAAAAAUAUACUAAAAUUUUCACUUACUUUAUAUGGCUGCAGCGUCUUCAACAAAUAUUGUAUUUAUCUAUAGUAAUCUAUAUUUUAAACAAAAAUUGGAUGCAGUAGUCGUGCUCUGUUGAAGUGAUCCAAUAUAAAACAUAUAAAAUUUAUCUUAAACUUUAUUACUACAAAUGGGGGCGGGGGGAAGUAGGAUUUAAAUCAGUUUCACAGUUUGAACUGAGUCCCCAGAAAAAAUACAGUAGCAGAUCCUUCAUUUAAAAACAAACAAAAAAUCUAAUCAUCCAUGCAAAGUUGUAUUCUGCUCUUACUUAGGUACUAUGAUUCUAAUAUUGUCGUGCCAUUAGACUAAAAAGUUAAUUUCCUGGGAUCUGUUCAACUUGUGCAACAUCUUCCUUGCAAGAAUUAUGUAACCAUGUUGGGAAAUUUGACAGAUGUAUAAUCCAGUGGGUCCAAAAGGCCCCAGAAAAAGUAGGAAAAAGGAUACAGUGGCUCAAGUGGACACUGCAAGUAUGUUAUUAAAACUUUUAAAAUCUUGAAGGCUGAGUGCAUAAAUUAUUUGUCACCUGAAUGUGACCCUGGCAGGAUUAUUUUUACUCAUGAAUUACUCUGGAAUGGUUUCUCCAAAGCAGAUAAGCACAAUAUACUUUUUCAAUUUCAGCAAUAUAGGUCUCCCCCCCUCCCGCCUUCUUUCUUACCUACUAUGCGUGAAAUCCUGUCCACACUGAAGUCAAUACCAAAAUGCCAACUGACUCCAGUGGGACCAGGAUUUAACUCCGUAUUUUUGCCUACCAACCAUAUUGCAAGUUUUAUGGAGAAUGUCAUAAGGACUCCCCAUUAAUGCUUGAAUUCUCGGUUACAUUUAUCAUGACUAUAAUGGGGUAGAAGAUUCCUAUAUGCAUUUGAGGAUUCUUUUUCAAGACACCAGUCCCAACUACAGGCACUCAAAUUCAUUUGUUGUACAACAUCAUAAAAUAAAAUGGAAAUACAGUAGAAAUUAAUGUUACUUUUCUCCAACAAUGGUCACAUUCUGGACGGGUUGAGAUCAAUGUUCUACUGCUGGCAUAUGCUGUUCCAGAGUAUGCUCCAUCUUCCAGCAUAGGCUAUAUAAUCUCAUUUCCUUAAUGGGUGCAAGGACUCCAGCAGCAUGCUUUUCCUGCAUCAGACAUAGCAUCAUGAUAGAUUAUGUUGGAGGCAGAAUACUAUGAAGAGUGAAAUCAUCCUUCUCUUACUCAGAAUCAAUAGAAUUACUUAUGUGAGGCUGUCAUGGGGUGGAUGUACCCCAAGCUAGGCUAGCAACCAAAGGGUUAUUACAAGCAUUGCUAGCCACUGCUGAUUGGCAGUCUCACAGCAGCUGGGAGGAUAAAAGUGCUGGGAAGCAGAAAGGUGAGGUGGCUGCCAGAGGAGUAAGCAGGCCAGAGAAAGGAGCUUCUGCCAGCAAGCUACUAAAGAGCUCUCCAAAGACAACAGCUCAGGAGGGGAUGAACUGACCAACAGGUGAGAGCCUGCAGAGAUCCAGGGAAAGAUAGGAAGGAGCUCAGAGCACUGUCCGUUGAAGAAUCCUGAUCCUGCUUAUCUAGCUUUAGGGAUCAGAGCUGGAACCCUGUGGAGUGGGUUCCCAUACUGAAAAACUUGCGAGUGAGGAAAGGUUUGGGGGGGAGGGAUAGCUCAGUUGUUUGAGCAUUGGCCUGCUAAACCCAGGGUUGUGAGCUCAAUCUUUGAGGGGGCCAUUUAGGGCUGUGGGGUGA
This is a messenger RNA of Caretta caretta (loggerhead turtle), 3561 nucleotides long. RefSeq names its product bile acid receptor. Gene Ontology annotation, biological process: bile acid signaling pathway; negative regulation of transcription by RNA polymerase II; negative regulation of inflammatory response. Gene Ontology annotation, cellular component: RNA polymerase II transcription regulator complex. Gene Ontology annotation, molecular function: nuclear receptor activity; RNA polymerase II cis-regulatory region sequence-specific DNA binding; zinc ion binding. The record is from RefSeq and is a predicted model, not a curated record. NCBI's taxonomy places the organism in Eukaryota, Metazoa, Chordata, Testudines, Cheloniidae.